Molecule: messenger RNA, 600 nt
Organism: Bombina bombina (fire-bellied toad)
Lineage: Eukaryota; Metazoa; Chordata; Amphibia; Anura; Bombinatoridae
Product: zinc finger protein 707-like
Exons: 5
Coding region: 175-483 (102 amino acids)
Biological process (GO): regulation of DNA-templated transcription
Source: RefSeq, a predicted model, not a curated record
GUUACAGAGAGGAAGGUUUUCUCUCUCCUCUGUGUGACACGGAAGCCUAAAGUGCGUUUUGUGAGUUUUCUACCGGUUCUGAAACUUCAUUCAGGCUGAGAUUAUUGUGAAAUUCAGCACAAAUGACUCACAAAAGAAUCUCUCGUUAUUCUUCAAGCACUUAAUACGUUGUUUAUGAUGUCUAAGAAAAUUGUCAGUGGACGUUCAAAUAUCCACAAGGUCAACAGAGAGAAACGACCUGAGUUUGAUGAAAUUGCAAUUUACUUCUCAAAGGAGGAGUGGGAGAGUUUGGAAGAAGAGCAGAAGGCGCUUUACAAGGAUGUUAUAAUGGACAACUUCAGAACCCUGCAGUCUCUAGGAACUAUCAAUUGCAAACCUCCAGUUGUCAUGAAGAUUGAACAGGGGGAAGAGCCGUAUGUGACUGGGUACCAGCAUGUUAAUGACAACGAACAUCUUAUAGAUACUAGGAAAGUCUUUUUAUAAUCACACUUUCUGCGGAACAAGAUCCUACUGAGCAUGUGCACAAGCUGACCGUGUAUACGUAUACUAGUAUACGUAUACUAGUCUGUGAUUGGCUGAUGACUGUCACUUGAUACAGGG